Molecule: messenger RNA, 1964 nt
Organism: Phoenix dactylifera (date palm)
Lineage: Eukaryota; Viridiplantae; Streptophyta; Magnoliopsida; Arecales; Arecaceae
Source: RefSeq, a predicted model, not a curated record
UGCUCGAGCGGCAAUGCGGACUACGAGCACGCGAGGGUGCUCCACCCGAGGUCCCAGGAGAUCCCCUGGAGCGAGGAGCUCGCCAACUCCGUCCGCCUGAUCGGAAUCGCAGGGGCGCCCAUUCAAAUCAAGCAUCUCAGCAGCGGAAAGGUCGUCGCAUGGACCCGCCUCGGCGUCAAGAAAUCCGCCUCCGAGACCACCUGGAUCAACCUGACAUUAUGGGAUGAGUUGGCCCAUGUAUCCGGGCAGCUUGUGUUGGAUGUUGUCAAAGGGGACAAUGAGAGGCGGCAGGUUUAUUACAAGGUGGUAGUUCAGCAGCUGAAUUUUAUUGAGAGAAGCUUCCCGCCAGCAUUGUUGUAUGAACCAGGGACAAAAUCUGGGGCCUCAGGUGCAAAGCUUGGGAAUUAUUUGAGCAAAUCUUCUCCUUCAACUGAAGAGCUGUGGCAGGUAUUCUUUGCUAAUCCAAUGGAUUGGUGGGAUGACAGGAAAAAUAAGAAAAACCCGAAAUAUCCAGAUUUUAAGCACAAGCAUGCCGGCAAAGCUCUAUGGGUUGAAGCAAAUUACAACCCACCAUGGGUGAAGUCUCAAUUGGCAAUAUUAGACUCAAGAAUGGGUUCUCUCCAAGCUAAUGGGACAAGCUCUUCUGUUUCUGUUAUGUACAGUGAUGAUUUCGCACCAUUUUAGUUGUGCCUUGGUUACAUUGGAUUCUAGUUGCUAUGCCAAAUGAUCAAUGUCAGCUUAGCAGGUUAUGCUCAGCAGCUCAGGGAUGUAUACCUUAAACCAGCCUCUUGGUUGUAGGCUACUUGAUGAAUUUGUACCUCUCCCAGAGAUGGGUUCAAGAGUCUGUAUCACUUUGGGUACACGGUCAUCAAUGUUUAUUUAUGUACUAACAACAUUGUUUAUGUUUCAAAUCGGAGGGCAAUCUUACAAGUAAUCCUCAUAAUCUUAGAUAUGAUGGGGGUUAAUUAGUUACUUGGUUAUCAACAGAAAAGCAGCCGUAUGAAUGUUGCACUUUCAAGGGGCACUUGAGUUCUGACGAUUGAAUGAAACGUGGACUUUCUUCAAUUCGUAUCAUAAUGAGGAAGAUCUAUGACACUCAUCAUGUCUGCUGUUAUUACCAACUGCAUAAAUAGCCAGGACUCAGCUGGUUCUCUGAUAUUCCAACCCCCAGCAUGUGGAACGGGAUAGCUUGGGAGUUAUUAAUUAUUAAAUCAGCAGUUUUUCAUAUAUGGUGCGGUAGUUAGUAUAUGCUGCUUGUAGAGGUGCAGCUGUAGGAACAAGGUUGGACAGCUCUCUGAAAACAGAGGAAUUCAGAAGGUUGCUGUAAAAUGGUUUCUACCAACAUUGGGUGCUCCUCCAUCUCAUUCAUGUGCAUGGCGUCUCCGUUGGAAAAUUUUCUCUCUUGCUUCCGUUCAUGGAAUAUGGACUACCUUUAGAUCUUGUCAAUCUAUGCCAGGUUUCAGUGGCACAUUUAUCUGUUCAACUCAACAUCAGAAUACCAUUAAUGGAGAACUGUCUUCUUCGUUGACUCUGAUUGACAUCAGGUAGGAGUGGUGUCAUGGACUUGAUCGCGUGCCCCUCGCUUCAGCUCCUCUCAUUAUUCUCAGCCUUUUGCAAGAGGAGAUGAACAUCCUGCAAAUAAAAGAAGCCUAUAAGUUAAUUGAAAGGAAGAAGAAGAAAAAGAAGACUGAUGCGCGCCGUGACAUACUAAUAUGCAAAAAUAGUUGGAUACUUACUCCCAUGGAACAUCUCCUACCAACAUCCAGUCGCCAUCUUUGUCUUCAUAGGUGAUGGCAUACUUCGGUCCAUCGCAUCCUUCCAUCCCUGAAAGCUCGCCUGAAGAGAUUAAAAAGAAUCUUUAUUAUCAUUUUAUUUAUUUUUGCUGUGCUCUUAACAAUGUGAUCAUUUUGUUAGAAACAAGCAUGCUUCUCACCUAUAGAAAAGCAUCUGAACAUGUUGUCCAA